Puccinia triticina is the source of this 1650-nucleotide messenger RNA. RefSeq lists its product as uncharacterized. Bases 1 to 1650 code for a protein of 549 amino acids. The transcript is spliced from 6 exons. NCBI's taxonomy places the organism in Eukaryota, Fungi, Basidiomycota, Pucciniomycetes, Pucciniales, Pucciniaceae. Gene Ontology annotation, molecular function: ATP binding; ATP-dependent protein folding chaperone; ATP hydrolysis activity. Gene Ontology annotation, cellular component: chaperonin-containing T-complex. The record is from RefSeq and is a predicted model, not a curated record. Gene Ontology annotation, biological process: protein folding.
AUGUCUCUACGAAUGCCCAAGGCGGAUAACAUGCCACUCUUCAAGAGUGGCUACACCUUCGCUUCCGGGAUUGAGGAGGCCGUUUUGAGAAACAUCCAAGCGGUUUCUGAGCUCUCGGACCUCGUCAGAACCUCUUUUGGACCCCAAGGACGCAAUAAAAUGGUAAUCAACCACCUCGAAAAGCUUUUUGUCACCUCAGAUGCAGCAACCAUCCUUCGGGAAAUGGAAGUUGUUCACCCAGCGGCCAAAGUGCUUAUUAUGGCCUCUCAACAACAAGAGGCUGAGAUCGGCGAUCGCACGAAUCUGGUAUUGAUGUUUGCGGGCGAAUUGUUGAAGAAGGCUGAAUCGCUUUUGAUGAUGGGUCUCCACCCUAGUGAGAUUGUCUUGGGAUACGAAUUGGCGCGCGACAGGGCCGAGGAAGAGAUCGAAACAAUGGCAUGUGAUACCCUCCCAUCUCCUCUGACAAAGGAGUCACUCGCAACCGCCCUUCGAACACCUCUAGCAUCCAAACAGUUCGGAAACGAAGAUUUCCUCGCCUCACUCGUCUCAGAAGCCUGUCUAUCAGUCAUGCCCUCUGAACCAACGCUCUUCAAUGUCGAUAACGUAAGGGUAGUCAAGAUUCUUGGUUCCGGAUUGUCUUCCUCCAAAGUUAUCAAGGGUAUGGUCUUUGGUCGGGAGCCAGAGGGGGUCGUCAAGAACGCCACCAAGGCUAAAGUGGCUGUUUUCACUUGCGGAAUCGACAUCGCUCAAACUGAGACCAAAGGAACCGUAUUGCUGAGGAACUCUGAAGAACUAUUGGACUUUUCAAGGAGUGAAGAAGUUUUAAUGGAAAAGAUCUUUAAAGAGAUUGCGGAUUCAGGCAUUUCGGUUAUUGUAGCGGGAUCAAGCCUGGGCGAAUUAGCGUUACAUUAUUUGAACCGAUACAACAUCGCAGUGAUCAAAGUCUUGUCGAAGUUUGACCUCCGUCGCCUGUGUCGAGUAGUUGGAGCAACACCAUUGGCACGGUUGGGGGCGCCGACACCGGAAGAGGCAGGCUACGUUGACGUAUUCGAGACGAUUGAGGUGGGAGGUGAUCGAGUGACGGUGUUCAGACAGGACGACGAGACAAAGACACGGACGUCGACGAUCGUCCUAAGAGGGGCCACGACGAGCUCACUAGAUGACGUCGAGCGGGCAAUCGACGACGGGGUGAACGUGAUCAAGGGGCUACUGAAGGACUCUCGACUCUGCCCCGGUGCGGGGGCCACGGAGAUCGAACUGGCCAGUCGGAUUCUCGAAUACGGUGAAAAGACUCCAGGCCUCAGCCAGCACUCUAUCAAAAAGUUCUCGGAAGCUUUGGAAGUCAUCCCUCGCACCCUGGCUGAGAAUGCUGGGCUAGAUUCCACUGAGGUUCUUACCCGACUGUAUGCGGUUCAUCAAUCAAAAGAUUCCAACAGUGCCUACAUGGGAGUAGAUAUCCAGUGUGAAAGCUCAGAUGGGGUGGUUGAUGCAAAGGAGACGAAAAUUCUUGACUUGCUCUCAGGAACUUCAUGGGCCAUCCGCUUCGCAUCCGAAGCAGCCAUGUCGAUUCUUCGAGUGGACUCGAUCAUCAUGUCUAAAGCGGCCGGGAUCGUCCCUCCUAAACAAAACCCUGAUUGGGACCAAGAUUGA